CGUGCCAAGGCAGCCUUUGUGGCUGUUGUUCAGGAAUCAUCAAUGUAUAACUUGAGAGCGACCAUGCGGGAUAUCGAACUCCGGUUCAACAAUGCACAUGGAUACCCGUGGAUUAUCAUGAGCGAAAGACCGUUUACAUCCGUCUUCAGAAAAUGGAUAAAAGCCUCGACUAAAUCCCAAGUCUAUUUUGGACAAGCUUUGUCCGACGAAUGGAAUGAACCAACUUGGGUCAAUACAAAAAUUGUCGAGAAAGUUGCUAUCAAGAUGUCAAACGACAAAGUACUUCAUGGUGAGAGUGUGAGUUGGCGUAAAAUGACCCGAUAUAAUGCAGGAUUUCUUGCUCAUCAUCCACUUUUAAAAGACAUUGAGUUCUACUGGAAAGUACAGCCUGGAUCGCGUUAUCAAUGCAACAUUGACGGAGAUCCUUUUGAAAUGAUGAAGCGAGACGACAAGAAACUAUCCUUUGCUGUGACUGGAUAUGAAAGUGAAAAUACGAUGCUUAACUUUUGGAGAGUAGUCCGGGAAUAUAUUGAGUACAACAAGCAAAGCAUUCUUCCCUCAAAUCAAACAAUAUAUCCCUGGAUAUUAGACCGCAAUAUUAAGGAUGAGGCUUACAUUUCAACACUGCAGAGUCAAAUGGGAGAAUAUUGGGGAGAGUUUAACGAGUGUGUCGUUUGGAACAACUUUAUUAUUGUAUCGCUUGAUUUCCUACGAUCAAAACCAUAUACCGAAUUCUUUCAUUAUAUGGACAAAACAGGCGGUUUCUUUUAUGAAAGAUGGGGAGAUGCACCAGUUCAAACAGUUGCAGCGGCCUUGUUUCUAAAACGGGAUCAAGUUCACUACAUAAAAAAUAUGGGAUAUGACUCUUCAAUAGGUAGUAACUGCCCUGUAGAAAAGGAAGCCUAUUCUCGCUUACAGUGUACAUGUAAU
Phycomyces blakesleeanus NRRL 1555(-) is the source of this 930-nucleotide messenger RNA. RefSeq names its product glycosyltransferase family 15 protein. The annotation marks the transcript as partial. Gene Ontology annotation, biological process: cell wall mannoprotein biosynthetic process; protein N-linked glycosylation. Gene Ontology annotation, molecular function: alpha-1,2-mannosyltransferase activity. Gene Ontology annotation, cellular component: Golgi apparatus; membrane. The transcript has 4 exons. The record is from RefSeq and is a predicted model, not a curated record. NCBI's taxonomy places the organism in Eukaryota, Fungi, Mucoromycota, Mucoromycetes, Mucorales, Phycomycetaceae.